ACCCCAUUAAUAACAAAUACACUGGGAAUCAAGAUAAAUAAAGCAUAAGAAAUACCCAAACCUUGCAUUAAAAUUAGUGUAUGUGAGUUUUGUAAUGGCUUCCAAUAUGGCUCCCAAGCAAGAACAAACAUUCACCUUGAGGCUUUUGGUGGACAGAGAGAAAAAUCGUGUAGUUGUGGCUGAAGCAAGUGGAGACUUCAUAGACACUCUCUUUAGCUUCCUCACUCUUCCGUUGGGAACUAUCAUCCGGUUACUGUUGAAUAACCAACAGCAUGAUCACCCGGCCGAGCUUGGCUGCAUUAGCAAUCUGUACCAAAGUGUGGAGAAUUCAAGCAUUGAGGUUUUUUGGAACCAUAUAUGCAAGGAAAUGCUGCUUCGUCCGCAGAACAAUUGCGAAUCCCUUUGCCGAAAACUGAAGUUGAAUGUGGAUGACACAGAGUCCUUAAGGUACUUCAUGUGUAGCAAUUGUAAGAGGGGGAGUAAUUGGUUGUUGAGUACGUUUACUGGUGCUAGUUGUUGCUCUUGUGGGAAAUCGAUGGACAAAGAAAUGAAACUCUUCGGAGAUUCCGAGGAUGAGAUGCAUACCGAUGGUGUCUUUGUUAAAGGGGAAGCCAUGUAUUUCAUCUUUGAUGAUCUGAGAGUUCUUCAAAGCUCUCCUAACAACUUUGUUAAGGAACUUACCCAACUUGGCUACAGGAACUUCCAUAAGCUUAUAGACAUAUCCCCAUGUGUUGGACUGAAGGAGAUUCUGGACUUACUAAAGCAGGCAUUGACCUCCAAGUCUGCUCUCAGUGAUGUAUUCUUUGCAUAUGGAGAUUCUUUGGGGAUGUGCACUUUCUCACCAAAAAUUGGGCCAAAACAUGAAGAACCUGGUUUUGAUUUUGGUGUUUCUAUAAACCUUAAGGUAAUAUUGAGAAAAUCAAAGAAGAAGAUAGUGUAUGCUGAAGCAGAGGGUGAUUUUGUUGAUUUUCUAUUCAGUUUCCUCACAGCACCCCUUGGAUCCAUUCUAAAUAUUUUGGAUGGAUAUUCUUCUCUUGGAUGCAUUGACAACUUGUACAAAAGUGUGAAAGAACUCAAUUCGUCACGGCUCACAAUCACAAGGCCUUCUGGAACUCCAUUGCUCGAUCCGCGAGUCGCGCCACAAUUCGGUUACAGGAGGCAGCCAUUGAAACUUCCUGAAGAAGAUACUCCAAGUUAUUGGUAUGGCAGAGGUUUAAUAAAGAAUAGCAUAUGCUAUGUUAAUCCAAAUGGUGUGGUUUCUAAGAAGAGGAGUUUGGUGGAGAAUCCUGAUGCAAUGAAACUUUUUGAUCCAAGAUCACCUGAUGGAACAAGAGAACUUGCUGUGGGAUUUGUGAAGAGGCCAUCACUGUUUGUUGUAUGGGAUGAUUUGAAAGUGAUGCCACUGGCAAAUGCUUCUAGCAUUUGUUUUAUACAAAAGAUGAAUCUGCCAUUGGAUGAUUUGGAGGAGCAUGUCUUGUGCAUUAGGGAGGUAGAGGCACUAAACUUGUUGAGGGCUUCUUUGACAUCCAAAGCUGCAUUGACAGAAGGUCUAUCCUACCUCUUGGAAAAUCCAAACCAAGAUGCUAAAGCUUGAUCUUUUUCUAGUUGGUGACAAGAUGCUGAAUAAUAGAAUAACCCCAAUAAUUUGUUUUGUAUAUUAGAACUAGCUAUCAUAUAUGUUACCAUUGAGUGAGAUUCUUCUGGCA
This is a messenger RNA of Arachis stenosperma, 1706 nucleotides long. RefSeq lists its product as uncharacterized. The record is from RefSeq and is a predicted model, not a curated record. The transcript is spliced from 3 exons. The coding region runs from base 95 to 1594 and encodes 499 amino acids. Lineage: Eukaryota; Viridiplantae; Streptophyta; Magnoliopsida; Fabales; Fabaceae.